GAGUCAGCUAUCAUUUGGAGGUGAGCAAUGGUCGCGAUACUUUGUUAGUUCUUUUGCAAACGAUUGUUCUUGACACCGAAUCAGUGCAUGUCUACCGUCAAGUUUUUCUAUCCAGUUGGGAAAGAAAAUGGAGGUGUUGAUAGAUUGUUACUUCGACAAACUGUUCGCUGAAAUGGAGCGCAGUUGCUUAGCUUCUCGGUACAAACGUCGUGAAAUGGUCGGUUACUUUUCAGACGUGAUAAAUAGCUGCGCCGAAGCGGAGAACCUCGAUAAGCAGGACGUCUGCGAGAGGAUAGUGAUGUCCGCUCUUCGCUACCACAAUAUCGCCAUGAUGGAGAACGGCUACGUCUGCAUGCUAGGUAAAUUCCACAAUGUCCUCUACGUAGCCGCGAAACUGUGUUUCGACUGGAACUUGAACAACAACGAGAUCGUCGCGCGUCUGCUCAACGACAUAUUCUACUGCGAGAAGACGUUCGAGCGGAUUUUCGUGGGCGCGAUCUUCGGCAUACGGGUGACGCAUUUCCUGUCCGGAUGGAAGAGCGACUUCGAGGAUCGCGAGGAGAACAUUCGCGCGUUGGUGUACUUCCUGAAUCACGCUGCCCUCGGACGUCUCGAGUAUCGGUGCGAGUCGUCGCCCAUGAAGAGACGAUUCAUCGACGUUCCCAUGGAAUCGUACGGGCAAGCGUUGCCCUUGAGAGUGGCCAUUCAACACGGUGCCCCGGAUAUUCUUUUGAUCAUGCUCCGUUACGGGGCCUCGGUCGAGUCCGACAAUCUGGCGCCCUCCCCUCUGGAGAUGCUGCUCACCAAGCUGAACGAAUACGAGGCACAACCGGGCCAGGAUGAGACAGCGUACCCGGAACAGCUGUUGCUCUGUCUCAGGCUGGUCCUGAGAACCGUGACGACGGCCUUCGUCAAAACGCCCAGUCACAUAGCUGACCAAAGCGGCGUGCUGAGCAUCUCCCUCUACGAACAGUAUCCAGCUUUGGUGGAACAGAAGCUGGUACCGCCCGAAAGAAGCGGAUUGAGCCCGCCCGAACUGAGACACCUGUGUCGUUGCCGUAUUCGAGAGACUCUGUUCGAAAACUGGAGUCUCCCACACGGGAUCCACCAAUUACAGCUUCCCGAAUCGUUGAGAAACUACCUGGAUCUUCUGUACGAUUAGCGGUUAUCGAUAUGUUAUCUGAGGAAUGUUUCAGAGAAACUGAGAUUCGUUGCUUGGAAUACGGAAAUUUUUGGGUCAUCGAGAGAUUCUUUCGAGGUUUACUUGAAGAUGAGGUCGUCGAUGUUUUCUGUGUGUAAAAUAUGGAGAUUUUAAGUUUGCCACUUUUGGAAGUAUUGGUUAAAUUUUUUACAAAUUAAGGUUUUAUAUUAUUUGAGCAUUAGCUCUUGGGAGAUGAAUCGAAAGAAAGCAGAAGAAUAAAGUGCCUUAAAUUAUGUACAAUAAUUAACUUCUAUGUUAAUUCUAUCCUUUUAAAAUUUUUCAAUGGAAUGUAAGGAACUUUUAAAGGUGUAGGUAUUUGGAAUGCUUACGAACUUUGGCAAAGAUAUAAUCGAUUACAUGAUCCAAUGGAAUCUAGUUUAGAAGAGUUUGACACACGAAUGUAAGCGUUGUCUAAAAUGUUGUAAACUUUCUUAUAAGUUUCAGUGCGUUGCCAGUUGGUCACAUAAACCGAUUAACUUUCUGAUCGAACCAGAACGAUCCCAUAAAAUAAAUGACCGUGUAAACUCUGACACAGGUGUAUCGAAUUUUCCACUUCGUCUGAUACUUUACUCGAAGUUUACGAGUGUACGAUAUUCACCACGAUAUGUAACGAGUUUCUUCAAUAUUAAUAUCGUAGCGGCAGACUUUCGAGUAGUAAAAGCAACUUAUACUACUUGUCGAUUUCCAUAACUUUGUACUAUAAUUAUUUUGCGAAACGUUUCCUGCGAUACUUGUUUCAGAAAUAACGAAACAAAUCGAAUUCGUUGAUAAAUUGGAUUUGACACAAAGAGGAAAUAAAUCGUGAAAGAUGACAUUAUAA
This is a messenger RNA of Osmia lignaria (orchard mason bee), 2021 nucleotides long. It is a transcript of the gene stops, whose product is annotated as SOCS domain-containing protein stops. Lineage: Eukaryota; Metazoa; Arthropoda; Insecta; Hymenoptera; Megachilidae. Gene Ontology annotation, biological process: intracellular signal transduction. The record is from RefSeq and is a predicted model, not a curated record.